Arthroderma uncinatum is the source of this 1641-nucleotide messenger RNA. Its product is annotated as tRNA methyltransferase. The transcript has a single exon. Lineage: Eukaryota; Fungi; Ascomycota; Eurotiomycetes; Onygenales; Arthrodermataceae. Gene Ontology annotation, molecular function: tRNA (uracil(54)-C5)-methyltransferase activity, S-adenosyl methionine-dependent. Gene Ontology annotation, biological process: tRNA processing. The coding region runs from base 1 to 1641 and encodes 546 amino acids. The record is from RefSeq and is a predicted model, not a curated record.
AUGCCUGUCAAGGAAAAGGCGCCGCCAAUUAAAAGGGGAAGGGAACCGCAGAGAAAGAAGCAGAAAGGAAAAGAUAAAUCGAAAAAUGAAGGAGGCGCAGAUGAGGUCGUCGAAUUGGAUGUGAAAAAUCUACUUGAAAAGAGGAGUAGGCAAUCGUCCGAGGAAAAUGGAGGGAAACAGGAGGAGAAGGAAGAAAUAACUGCGUCCGUUAUCCAUGAAGGGAAGAAGGACUCGCCAUUCCCGGAAACAGAAGUGACUGUCUCUGAGAUGUCUUCGACUGGAGAAGGCCUUGCGCUCUCGCCCAGUGGCGACCAUGUCUACGUCGUCCCGUUUGCGCUUCCUGGAGAGACGGCUCGAGUCAAAGUAUAUAAGACGAUUAUACACAAGUCGUAUAGUUUGACAGACCUUAUCGAAAUUGUGAAGCCAUCCCCUCAGCGUGACGACUCCCUUAUAAAGUGCCAGUAUUUCGGGAAGUGUUCCGGAUGCCAGCUACAAAUGAUACCGUACGAGGACCAGUUGCAGCAUAAGAAACGAAUUAUAGAAAAGGCAUAUGCCAACUUCUCAGGGAUACUGCCAGAACUCAUACCUGCAAUUGGAGAUACGAUGGGCUCACCUAUGCAAUAUGGAUACCGAACCAAGUUAACUCCCCACUUCACCCAACCCGCUCGCAACCGGAAACUAGAACAUGGAGACGGGCCACCUGAAAUCCCCCCAAUCGGGUUUAUGAUCAAGGGACGCCGGAAGGUUAUGGAUAUCGAAGAUUGCCCGCUAGGAACAGAUAUUGUCAGGAGCGGGUUAAAGAAUGAGCGGAAACGGGUUGCAGCGAACCUACACGAAUACAAAUACGGCGGCACGCUUUUGAUUCGGGAAAGUACGAAGAGGAUAGAGAAGAACGAGAAGAACGAGGCUUUACCGUCGGAUGAUAAAGUCAUACGAAAGACGUUCCCUGAUUAUGUGGAGGAAAAGACAUACAUCACGGAUCAAAACGGCAUCUCAGUUGAAUAUGUUGACAAUUACCAGUUUCACAAUGUUGCCGGAACCUUCUUUCAAAAUAACAACUCGAUUCUGCAGGCCUUUACAGGAUACGUUCGAAACAAUGCCUUGCACCCUGAGCCUAAAUCAGAUGUGAGCAAAACAGGGCUGGAAACACCUGAAGUGUCAAACCCCAAACUAAAAUAUCUCCUUGAUGCAUACUGUGGUUCGGGGCUGUUUACGAUCGUUCUAUCAGACAUAUUCCGCUCCUCCCUUGGCAUCGACGUCGCCGUGUCUAGCAUUAAAUGUGCGCGCGAAAAUGCUAAGCUCAGCAGAGUGCCCAACACCGGCUUCGCUGCUGCGGAUGCUGCAGAUUUAUUCAAGGAGAUUCCCUACCCAGCCGACCAGACGCUACUUGUCAUAGACCCGCCGCGAAAGGGGUGCGAUACAAAUUUUUUGAAUCAACUACUUGCAUUUAAGCCGACCAGAGUAUUAUAUGUUAGCUGCAAUGUUCAUACGCAAGCUCGAGAUGUUGGGGUUUUGGUGGAGGGUAAGAACGGAGUCCGGUAUGAUAUUGAGAGUAUCAGAGGGUUUGAUUUCUUUCCGCAGACGAGCCACGUAGAGAGUGUGGCUGUUUUAACAAAGGUUGUCGAGAGCAAGGCCGAGUGA